This is a messenger RNA of Cyclopterus lumpus (lumpfish), 2494 nucleotides long. RefSeq names its product ArfGAP with FG repeats 1a (gene agfg1a). NCBI's taxonomy places the organism in Eukaryota, Metazoa, Chordata, Actinopteri, Perciformes, Cyclopteridae. The record is from RefSeq and is a predicted model, not a curated record. Gene Ontology annotation, molecular function: GTPase activator activity. Bases 203 to 1921 code for a protein of 572 amino acids. The transcript has 13 exons.
CAGGAUUAUCGAUCCAACGCCUCAAACUCCUUGUUCGAGGAGACGCCCACCCUCCCCCUAACAACAGAGCCACCUACCCAUUCCCUCUCUGUCUUACGCACGGGCCGGCGACCGUUAAAAAAAGCACCGCUAAAAAACUCCAGCGGACCGUCCAGCCUUCCCCGGUUUUUUAUUAUUAAUCCCGCUGCGUGUAACCUUUACCAUGGCGGCGAGUGCGAAACGAAAACAAGAGGAGAAACACCUAAAGAUGCUGAGAGAAAUGACGAGUUUGCCUCCCAACAGAAAGUGCUUCGACUGCGACCAACGCGGCCCAACCUAUGCCAAUAUGACCGUGGGCUCCUUCGUGUGCACCUCCUGCUCCGGCAUCCUACGAGGACUGAAUCCACCUCACAGAGUCAAGUCCAUCUCCAUGACAACCUUCACGCAACAGGAAAUAGAUUUCCUACAGAAACAUGGCAAUGAGGUAUGUAAACGGAUGUGGCUGGGCCUUUAUGAUGACAGAACCACCUCAAUACCAGACUUCAGAGAACCGCAGAAGGUCAAGGAGUUCCUUCAAGAGAAAUAUGAAAAGAAGAGAUGGUACGUACCUCCUGAGCAGGCCAAAGGAGUUGCAACCGUCCAUGUUUCCAUCUCUGGCUCGUCAAACAGCAGCACCAGCAGCACCCCGGAGGUUAGACCACUGAAAUCCCUGCUGGGGGAGUCGGCCCCCUCCCUGCACCUCAACAAGAACACCCCACCUAAUCAGUCUCCAGUCGUGAGCCGUGGACAAACCCAUCAGCAGCAGUUCCAUGACAAAAGGUUUGACCUCCUCAGUGACUUGGGUGGAGACAUCUUUGCUGCCCCGGCCAACAUGAACGCAGGCGCCAGCUCCAGUUUUGCUAACUUUGCACAGUUCAACAGCCACCCAACAGCGCAGAAUCACAACGCAAAUGCAGACUUUGCUAAGUUUGAUGCAUUUGGGAGCACCUCUGGGUCGACAGGUGGUUUUCCCUCUGCAGCCCAAGCCUCAUUCCACCCCUCAAAUACAGGUAGCGCCUCAGGGGGACUAGCAAAUGCCAAUUUUGCAAAUUUUGACAGCUUCCCCAAAUCGUGUAGCGCUGACUUUGGAUCCUUCAGUUCCUCCUCCCAGAGUAACUCCACGGGAGCUGGCAGAGAUGCUGUUCAGAGUACUAGCCUCCCUACCGAUAGAUACGCAUCCCUGGCUGACCUGGAUAACGUGUUUAGCUCUGCCAUAACGGAGCAAGGAGGUGGUCUUCCUGUUGGGGUGAGCUCAGCUGCAGCAGCAGGAGUGGGUGGUUUGCCUCAGAAGCAGUCAGCAGUGCAGGCAAGAGGGGACCGCUAUGCUGCUCUAGCUGAGCUUGAUACGGUCUUUGGCCCCUCAGUCCCUGCUACCAGUGUUUACAACACCACCAGCACCUCACAAGGGGGCAUGUUUGGCCCAGAGACUGGGAUGUCAACAGCGCACGCACAGCAGGCCCUGCCUGGCAUGGCUCAAGGUUUUGGUGCUCAGUCAACUAAUCCGUUUGUAGCUGCGCCGGCAACAGCUCCCACCAACCCCUUUCAGUGCAACGGCAGAGCAGCUAAUAUGGCGGCAGCGGCUGCGGCUGCAGCAGCAUCAUUUGGCACAGGCUCCAUGAGUAUGCCAGCUGGAUUUGGGAAUGCUGCAGCCUUCAACCUCCCCACCAGCUUUAGUGGAACCUUCCAGCAACCCUUUCCUGGCCAGGCUCCCUUUCCUCAGCCUCCUGUGUAUCCCCAGCAACUCAACGGUGGAGGAUUUCCAGCCUUUGGUCAGGCCAAGCCUGUUGUGACUCCUUUCGGGCAGGUCAUGGCUGGACCGAUGGUCUCUAGCAACCCUUUCCUGGGUGCUGGUCCAUCUGCACAAUAUCCAGCCGGAGGCUCUUCAACAAAUCCCUUCUUAUAGCGAUCCAUCCAAUCAGCUCCACUACAGGGUCAACAACUGGCACGCUUGCACUUAUUGCACUGUUUUGUUUCACAAGUAGCUUUAAACACAAUGUUUGUAAGGAUUUGUAUUUUGUAUCGCAGUUUGUCACAAAUGGAACAAUAUGACAGACAGCCAUGCUGACACGAUCAUUUGCUACAAAUCAAACUGAUGGUAUGUGCAAGGGGAGAGGUUGAUCCCCUCUUCUCUAUUUAACCUGUGAACUGGCCUGGACUCUACUGAACCACAAUGUAUAAUCAAACUGGCUGAAAACUAAGUUAUUGCAUACAGUCUAUCCCAUUCAUUAUGCUGCAACUCUGUACAUAUUAAUUUUUCCUUUGGGAAAUUAGCGCUUUGUGCAUAUCAGUAUUUGUAUCUUACACAUAAGAUUUGUUAAGACAGAACUGUUGCUUGGAUAAGUUAAUUGGUACUGCCACUUACUGUAAUUGUGAAGAACCAAACUGUUUAUUUGUGCAGGUUCCUUUUUGAGGUUAACUGUUCUCACUGAAGAAAAAAAAAAAAGCCUAUUCUGUUGAGAGGAAAAGUGACUGCCCA